This is a messenger RNA of Salpingoeca rosetta, 1534 nucleotides long. RefSeq lists its product as uncharacterized. Gene Ontology annotation, molecular function: FFAT motif binding. The transcript is spliced from 8 exons. Gene Ontology annotation, biological process: endoplasmic reticulum membrane organization. NCBI's taxonomy places the organism in Eukaryota, Choanoflagellata, Craspedida, Salpingoecidae. Bases 287 to 1210 code for a protein of 307 amino acids. The record is from RefSeq and is a predicted model, not a curated record. Gene Ontology annotation, cellular component: plasma membrane; endoplasmic reticulum membrane.
CUGGCAAUUGCUCAUCAACACACACCGCCACGACGACAACAACGAAGAAGCCAACAGGCAACACAGACAGGCAGCUUGUGAUUGCACAGCCAAGCAGCAGACAGGAGGCAGCCAGCAGCGAGCGAGACACGGAGCGUGGUCAAGGGUUGCUGUGCCUGUUCUUCGUGUUGUGACGCGCCUUGUGGACACAGACAAAGAGAGACAGGCUCACGUGCCGGAUAGGGAGAGCAAAGGAACGACGACAAGCGAACCAACGUGCCACUAUUCUGAGCAGAGCGAGAGCAUCAUGGAGACGAGCCGAAUCAGCAGCGCCGGCGGCAGCAGCCGUCCUCCUCAGCCGACAUUUGUGCAAAUCAGCCCAUCGUCGCACCUGACCUUCGACGGUAAAGGAAAACCUGAGCGCAUGGUCAAGAGCAACUUCACACUCAAGAACCUCACAGACGGCUAUGUCAUCUUCAAGGUCAAGACCACCCGCCCUCACUCCUACUGCGUGCGCCCAAACUCGGGCGUCCUCAAGGCCGCCGAAACCGCCCAGAUUGAAGUGAUCAUGCAGUCGUUUGAGAACCUGCCAGAGGAAGCGCCCAAACACAAAUUCCAAAUCCAGGCUGCCCGUGUGGACGAUGAGCCUGAUGAUGUGACAACCGCGUGGAAGCAGAUUGACGGGACAAAGGCAUCCGCGGUGCAGGACCGCCGCCUCAAGUGCGAAUGGCGAAACGUCGUCCUCCCAGACGGUCGGCUCUUCAACGAGGGUGGCCCUGCACACCCGCAGCCGCACAUCCCACGCACCCAGUCCCCAACCUCCUCCUCUUCUACACAACGCAAACAGGCACAAGCUGACGCGCCUGUUGCAACGACUGCUCGCCGCGCCGCCGCUGCCGCCAGUGAAGCGGCGGCGAAGAAGACGGACGCAGACGCAGAUAAGCAGGCCGCCGACAGCAACAAGCCCACGCCAUCCACCACAACCUCCUCCUCCUCCUCUACUGCCAAGCCAACGUCGACCUCUGCUACAAGCAAGCCCAAGGACACGACAACGGCUGCCGGCACGACCGUUGCCAAGAAGACGCCAUCAACAACAACAACACCAGCGUCGUCGUCGUCGACAUCAGGAGCCGGUGCUGACAUCGCUGGGAAGAAGGGCACGAUUGCGAACCUGGUGCUGCUGCUGCUUGCGUUUGUGCUCGGCGUCCUAGUUGGCCAUUACGUCUUCUAGUUCCCCGCGCUCUCUCUCUCGCGCCGAAUUGCUUGCUUGCUUGCACUCACGCAUUGCUUGUGACGCCCUUGCCUUGCAUGCACGCUUCGUGGGUUGUUCUUGCUGCUGCUGUGUGUGUGUGUGUUCCUCGUGGUUGGCUGCUGUCCGUUGUAUUGGUGGCUGUGUCGUUGAUUGUGUGUGGUGGUGUGGUGGGUGUUGCUGGUGGUGGUGUUCUUCUCCUUUCUUCUUCUUCUUCCUUUUCCCUUUUUCCUUUUUCCUCGCACCUUGUUGCUCUUCCGUGUUGUUUGCACCGACAACAACAACAACUGAACUAGUCAGAGAGAG